Brettanomyces bruxellensis is the source of this 4305-nucleotide messenger RNA. RefSeq lists its product as uncharacterized. The transcript has a single exon. Gene Ontology annotation, biological process: actin cytoskeleton organization; signal transduction. Lineage: Eukaryota; Fungi; Ascomycota; Pichiomycetes; Pichiales; Pichiaceae. The coding region runs from base 1 to 4305 and encodes 1434 amino acids. The record is from RefSeq and is a predicted model, not a curated record. Gene Ontology annotation, cellular component: cytoplasm.
AUGAUUCAAGAGCAGCUUCUUAGCCAAGAGGACGCAACCAAAAAAAGCGUGGCAGAGAUCCCACAGCCACGGAUGGCGGAGCAGAAAAGCAUGAGGAGAGAUACGAUCCACUCGUAUGCGAACAAUUCGCCGAUUUUCACGUCGAACGCCUUUGAACAUAGCCCAAGCUCCCCGUUGCCCACGUAUCAGCCCGUGAAGCACUCACCGCGGGUCCCAAACAAGAGCGGUCGGAGAACUUCGCGUUUGCACGGCAGCACGACAGACUGGCAGCGGUUUAUCCCUCCGCUUGGCCCCGGGAAGGCCAGAUUGAGUGUGGGCAACCAGAGGGCGGUCAGUACGCCCCUUCAGGAGUCGGCGGAUACGAACAGGCCGUUGGAAAAUGUAGCAUUUGGAGAAAAGCAGCGUAGAGAUGCCGGGAUGCGUCCGCGGGAGACGUUCAGCGAGCCUGUGGGACGGUCUGGGCCGCGGGAACAGGUGCCAACUCCGCGGGCAGUACCGGCGGAACAGGGUUGGGGAGGAGAGAAACAACGGUGGACAAGUGGCGGGAGAAAGGAGGCACUAAAGAAAGUGAAUACUUCAGGAAAGGAGGGAGUACCAAAUAAGAUGGAAACACUAAAUAAAGAGGAAGCACAGAAGAAAAUGAGUACUCCAAGAAACAUGGAAACACUAAAUAAAGCGAAUACACUAAAUAAAGUGAGUACUCCAGGAAAUAUGGUGCUAAAUAAAGCAAAUACUCCAAACAAAGUGGGCAGUUCAGCCACAGAGGACAGCUCAAGCUCGGACAAGAAAAGCAGCUUGCACCACAAGAGAGCUCCGAAGUACUGCUAUGCGUGCGGAAAGCAGAUAGUGGGGACCUUGGUGAAGGCAAUGGGCCGGAAGUACCACGUGGGCUGCUUCAAGUGCUACGACUGCGGGAAGUUGUGUUCUGACAAGUUUUUUGCAGAGGACGUGGAGGUUGGAGAAAAGGGAGAAGUGAAAGGAGAAGUGAAAGGAGAAGUGAAAGGAGAAGUGAAAGGAGAAGUGAAAGGAGAAGUGAAAGGAGAAGUGAAAGGAGAAGAAAAAAGACAAGAACAAAAACUAGAAAAAAGACAGAAGAAUACCAUCCAGGUCCCCCUCUGUGAGUACGACUACUUCAGGCGCAUUAACCUGAUAUGCUACAACUGCAACCGGGCGAUAAGAGGGUCGUACAUCACGGCAAUAGGCCGGAAGUACCACCCGGAGCACUUCUACUGCGAGGUUUGCCAUCGGGUGUUCGAGACUGAGGACUACUACGAACACGGCGGCCGUAUAUACUGCCACUACCACUACUCGCUGCUGUACGCGUCCCACUGCGAGGCAUGCAAGUCGGCGAUCUUGAAGCAGUACGUGGAGAUGCACCGGGGAGGCAGCGAGCAGCAGUGGCACCCGGAGUGUUUCAUGAUUCACAAGUUCUGGGGGGUGGAUGUGACCGUUGACUGCACGGGGGAGGUGCAAGGUGUGGCGGAGAGUGGUGCUGGUGGUGGCAGCAACAGUGAGGGGGAGAAGACAGACACUCCUACACCACAGGCACUCCUGGCGAUGGAGGCAGCACUUGAGAAGAUGACCAUCUCGAUCUGGGUGACGCUCUCGGAGUUCGAGGAGGCGUGUGCAACGUGCAUCUCGGACAUGCUUCACGCGGCAACAGUCAGCAACAAGUCUCAGGGGCUGGUUGCGUCGGGCAGGCUCGUUUUGAAGAUCGAGUGCCUGUUCAAGGGCAUCGACACGUUGAACGAGUACGCUCGGACGAACGGGUUGCACAUCGACUACAAGAAGGACAGAUACUGCAAGAUGUCGGCCCUCACGAAGGAGCCCCGCAGCUUGUCGUCGAAGCUGAUGUCGUAUCUAACGUUUCUCCGGGACAGCAGCCAGCGGAGCGUGUCGCAGUCGAAAGACUCGCGGGAGUUGCUCUCGAUGAUCUCGAUGCUGGCCCACUACAUCAAGCUAAUCUCCCGCAACACGCUCAUGCACUCCUUGGAGUACAACCGGCUCACUGGCACCACUGGGGCCACCGACCGGUACCUGGGGGCGAUUUCCGCCCACCGCGGGUGUCCUGACGACAUUUUCGCCGUGCUCCGCGUGCCUUACCGGGCCACCGGCGCGUGCCAGGCCUGCCAGAAGAGCAUCGAGGCCCGUUGCUUCCGGUUCGGCGGCCUGCGAUGGCACCCGGCCUGCCUCCGGUGUGCCCGGUGCGGUCUGCAGCUUGAUGCCGGGCCUGGCAGCCCCCUGGUGAGCGAAAUUUCCUACAAUGCCUCCACCCAGGCCGUUUUGUGCGAGGACUGCGGCUCAGACGACCCGGAUGCUCACUACGGGUUCGCCGAGGUCUCAUCCUACCAGCAGCUAAUCUAUCUCUUGCAGAUUGCCCUGGUACGGUCCGAGCACGCCAUGGCCAAGCGGGGGUUGAUCUCCCAGGCCACAGAUGGCCGCCGGUUGCAGCAGGACGACCGGUACUCGCAGCAGGUGCUGGACAUCACGCGGAUGCGGUCCCUGAGACAGAACCGCAAGGUAGGCAGUGCUGCUGGCGAGCUGCGGCGGUCGGUCAUUGUCGAGGCGCCGGAGGCCUCGACGGCGGGGACCGAGGAGGGGGAGGGAUCAAAUGAAAAUGAAUCGAAGGAUGGAUUGAAGGAUGGAUUGAAGGAGGAAUUAGGAGAUGGAUCGAAAGAUGGAUUAGGAGAUGGAUUAGGAGAUGGAUUAAAGGAUAAAUUAAAGGACGGCUUAAAUGAAAAUAAAUUACUCCACACCUCUGUCCCAUCCACCAAAUAUACACCCUCCUCAAGAAGAUCAUCCAAGUUCCUUCACAAAAACCGCAGUCUAGGCCGCCGCGGCUCAAAGAGAUUGACUAUCGAAGACGUCCCAAUGGAGUCCACCCCUUCCAAUGUCAACCUAGACGCCACCUCCAACUUGUUGAAGAACGAAAAGGGCCUCACCUUGGACGAUAUUCCUCGCAUCGUCUCCUCAGAGCAGGCCAGGGAGUACCGGCCGAACGCCUUCCGCUUCCAGAAACGCAACUAUGAGACUGCCACGUCCACGUUGCCCGUCCCAAAGCCUGUCCGGAAGCGUCUAAGCAAGAGCCUGAAGGCGGCAAGUUCUGGUGCAGAGGUGGCCAAGGCACCUGCGGGAAACCGGGCGAACCUGCAGAGCACGAGGCACGAGAAAUCCGCCUCCGCCUCCGCGUCCGACGCUGAUCGACGCGUCGAGCUCGAGGACUCCGUUCUGGGUACCGCCGAGAAAUCUGCUGCUGCGGCCUCCCCUGACAUCCAGGCUGGCACACCCUUGCACCAGACACCCAAACGGUUCUCGGAGCUGUCUCCUUUGCAGUACGAGCAGCUGAGACAUGUUGCAGCGUUUGCAUUGCACAUUCUUCUGAGUGACCAGCUCACGCUUGAGGACUGUGUUUCGUUCAUUGACGUGCAGCGGACGCCCUCGUUCUGGGGCAAGCUCUUUGGUGGAAACAAGAAGAAUGCAUACACAAACGUGCACAAGAUCUUCGGAGAGCCUCUCGAGGCCGUUUCUGCCAAGUAUGGCGUCGACAGCGAUCUCGGUGUCGGUCCGGAGAAACUCCGCAUUCCUACACUUGUUGACGAGAUUAUCAAUGCCAUGAGGACCAAGGAUCUCAGUGCGGAGGGUGUUUUCCGAUUAAACGGCAACAUCCGGCGCUUGAAGAAGCUGAUGGGCGAGAUUGAUGCCCACCCAAACACCGUCCCGGAUCUGUACAGCGAAAACCAGAUUCAGCUAGCUGCUUUGCUCAAGAAGUUUGCGCGUGGUCUCCCGGACCCUUUGCUUACUUUCAAGCUCUACGAUUUGUUCAUCCUCUCGCAGAAGUAUGCCGAUGAGCCCGAGAAACGCGACCGGAUCCUCAAGUUGGCCUAUGCGAUGCUCCCGAAAGUGCACAGAGACUUGACCGAGGUGUUGCUUGCAUUUUUGAACUGGGUCGCCACCUUCUGCCACAUCGAUGAGGAGACCGGAUCCAAGAUGGACAUCCACAACUUGGCAACAGUCCUCACUCCAAACAUUCUAUACUCGAAGCCAAAGAAUACCGCUAAGAUGCCUGACUCCACCGAACUGAUUCCUAACGGAGAAAACCACUUCUUGGCCAUCGAAGUUGUUAACACCAUGAUCGAAAAGCAUGAUGAUCUUAGUGUCAUACCACCCGAUCUCUUGACUUUGUACAGAGGUGCCGGGCUUGCGGAUCCUUCCAAAAAGAACAAGCUUAGCACGAAAGAAAUCAUGAUUAUGUGCAAGCAGGCAUACGAGAACAACCCGGAGUUGCUUCAAAGAUGGGUCGAAUGA